AUGAUUAGAGAGCCAACAAAUAAAUACGCAUUUGUAGAAUUCUCAUCAAGUGAGGAGGCAAAAGUAGCUAUCGAACUUAGCGGAACAGAAAUUCUUGGUAAACAUUUGAAAAUAUCCCUAAGUCGUAGUCCAAUCUCUAAUCCAACACCUGUACAAUCAAAUCCAACUCAAAUUUCACCUACAGAUGAUAAUGCAACAAAAUAUCAAUUUCUUUCAGAAUCGGAAUUAAAGAGGAAGGCUGAGGAAGAUGAUAAAAUCAAGAGAACAAUUUAUGUAACAAGUAUUGAUACACAAAUAUUGGAAGCUCAAGUAUGUGAGUUCUUCUCAUACUGUGGCAGAAUUGUAAAUUACAGAGUAUGUGGAGACACUCAACAUCCAACAAGAUUUGCCUUUUUUGAAUUUGAACAGAAGGAAAGUGCACAAGCAGCUGUUUCCUUGUCUGGUCAAUUUCUUGGAAGAUAUGCCCUACGCAUUUUAGGAUCGAGGACACCAAUUCAGCCUACACCAGGUGCUGUUGGAAAUGGUGCUGUUUAUUCAUUUACUCCUGCCCAUCAUGAUCAAAUUAAUAGAACUGUUUAUGUAGGAAAUGCUGAUAUUUCAUUGACAGAAGAUGAUCUUAAAGAAUUUUUUGAUGCUAAUUGUGGUCCUGUUACUAAAGUUGUUUUGGCUGGAGAUGCAGUACAUAGUGCACGAUUUGCAUUUGUGGAAUUUUUACAUAUGGAAUCUAGAAACAAAGCUUUAGAAUGUUCUGGUACACUUCUUGGAAAUAGAAAUAUUCGUAUUAAUCCAUCUAGGACUCCAAUUUUGGGAGGAGGUAAAGCUUACGCGUCAACAGCUCCCUCAAUCAAUCCAGCAACUGGUACAGGUCAAUAUGCUGUAAACCAUUUAGCUCAAAGUUCUAAAUUCCCUCCAGUUGCACAAAUUACUGAUCCAUAUUAUAGUCAACCACAAUAUUCCUCUAAGACCAAAUCAACCAAGAAAAAAGAACCAACAUCGACGCUGGGAGCUCAUCAUAAACCUUUCACAGAUAUGACUGAAAAUGAUAAGAAACGAAGAAAGAAUGAUUGGUCGUCAAGUGAUGAAGAUUCUGACCAUGAACAUUCAGAAGAACGUAGACAAAGAAAGCUCAUGAAACAUGACCCAAUAGUUCCUGGCAUUAAUCCUUCAACUACCAACCUCAUUCCAACAACUCAUGAUACACUUCAUCAUCCUCAUCAACAUGUUGACAAUGAACAAAACCAUGAGAAUGGUGACUACUCGGAUCAUUAA
Molecule: messenger RNA, 1269 nt
Organism: Naegleria gruberi
Lineage: Eukaryota; Heterolobosea; Eutetramitea; Acrasida; Naegleriidae
Exons: 1
Coding region: 1-1269 (422 amino acids)
Molecular function (GO): RNA binding
Source: RefSeq, a predicted model, not a curated record